CCAGUUGGGGUUCCAGAGAAAAUAGGAAAUGAUACCUACACUGCCACUACCACUACAAUAUCUGGAGGGUGUGAUGGUGAUAUAUACCAGUGUAAUGCAUCUAAUGGAGCUGCUGCUGAUCAACUAAAUGUUGUGGAACUGAGAGUGGCCUCUGACCCAUUCAAUAUAACACUGACUCAGACAUCAGCUACAUCAGUGAUAGUGGAGUGGAGCCAGCCAUCAGGAGGAGCCACAGUGACUGGAUAUGUAGUACACUACAGUCAUGGAGUUGAUAACAUUAAUCAGAGAGUAGCUGCAUCUUCCACUAGUUCAAACAUAACACAUCUCGACAGGAAUACAUCCUAUCAAUUCUCAGUGGAGGCUACUUCAGAACACGUUUCUGGAGAGUCUAAUAACUGCACAAUAACACUGUUUGAUCCUUUUGAUGGAAUAAAUGUUGUAGAAUGUGACCCAGUCCCCCAGAGUCAAACUGUAUUGCUGUCAAAGUGGGCACUACUAAUGUUGGUAUGACUCAUGUCUCGUUGACUACUACUCCUUCAGUUGGCUUGAUCAUAACUUCGGCAAUAUCACUGCCAUCCACAAGUUUCACAGCUAAGGUGACCACCAUGGUGUCUUCCUCAGGAUUUGAUGCUACCAGAACCACUCCCUCACCAACUGAAUCACCUUCACCUGGUUUCACAUCUACGAUGGCCACCGCUCUGUCUUUGUCAGUGUAUACAACAGGACCUGAUACUACCAGAACCACCCCCUCACCAACUGAAUCACCUUCACCUGGUACAGUGACUACCAUGGUGUCUUCUACUGUCCGA
This is a messenger RNA of Geodia barretti, 809 nucleotides long. NCBI's taxonomy places the organism in Eukaryota, Metazoa, Porifera, Demospongiae, Tetractinellida, Geodiidae. The record is from the annotation of a GenBank genome assembly.